Molecule: messenger RNA, 282 nt
Organism: Brugia pahangi
Lineage: Eukaryota; Metazoa; Nematoda; Chromadorea; Rhabditida; Onchocercidae
Source: the annotation of a GenBank genome assembly
AUGAAGCGAAAAUUACUAAAACAAAUCGCAAGUCUCUUCAAGAGAAGGCUCUACAACUCAUUUUAUACUAAAACCCUUGGGGUGAAUUAUAAGUUAAAGACAUCGCUUGCAAAAUAUCAUCAAAGUAGAGAAAUAAACAACAGAAAUAAAACGAUGCCAGGACUGGUAAAUUUAAGAGAUAGAUAUGCAUAUGGACUUCAGAAGCCUGAAACGUUACCGGAGCACUUAAAAAGUGCCAAUUUCAACCACACUUUAGAUGAAGCAUUUAAUUUUAUGGGAUGA